ACUCUCUCUCCUCAAUCCUUACGCAUAUAAAAUUCUUACAAAUACUUAGGAGACAUAUUUUCUACUAAACCAUCAUCUUCUACCUUUGCUCUCUCUCUCUCUCUCGUAUACAUACACAAAUAUCCCUUUUCCUCGCACUGUUUAUAUCCAUCUGUUUGUUUCAAAUAUGAGUUCUCAGUUGAAUCAAAACCAGCCCCAAGCUUAUCCAGCACCUGGAUACGCUGCAGCAUCGGUUCAGUUUACUGCUCCACCGCCAGCGGGUUACCCGAGGAGAGAUGGUCAACCCGAGCCCCAGAAUCCAGUUCCCGCCGCAACCCGAGCCAGGGAAGAUGGCUUCUGGAAGGGAUGUUGCGCUGCCUUGUGUUGUUGCUGUGUCUUGGAUGCUUGCUUCUAAGGAUGGAUGGAUUGAUUGUGCCAUGAUGGAUCUGUCCUCUUUUUCUUUUUCUUUUUUAAAUAAAAUUUCGAUAAAACAGUGUUAUGUUAUUUGAUUUCACGUGUAUUUAAUUUUGAAUUAUUAUUGUGGUUGAUGAGAGUUUCUUCUCUGAUUUGAUGUAGGGUUCCUACUUCUUCCAUUGUCCGUUUGUAGUACUUAUCUUUCAUUGGAUUACAUAGCAUCUCUAGUAAUUUUGAAA
Rhododendron vialii is the source of this 632-nucleotide messenger RNA. RefSeq names its product protein CYSTEINE-RICH TRANSMEMBRANE MODULE 9-like. The record is from RefSeq and is a predicted model, not a curated record. NCBI's taxonomy places the organism in Eukaryota, Viridiplantae, Streptophyta, Magnoliopsida, Ericales, Ericaceae. The transcript has 3 exons. Bases 167 to 394 code for a protein of 75 amino acids. Gene Ontology annotation, cellular component: plasma membrane.